Messenger RNA from Empidonax traillii (willow flycatcher), 2572 nucleotides. It is a transcript of the gene IQUB, whose product is annotated as IQ motif and ubiquitin domain containing. The coding region runs from base 77 to 2179 and encodes 700 amino acids. Gene Ontology annotation, cellular component: motile cilium; acrosomal vesicle. Gene Ontology annotation, biological process: cilium assembly. The transcript has 12 exons. The record is from RefSeq and is a predicted model, not a curated record. NCBI's taxonomy places the organism in Eukaryota, Metazoa, Chordata, Aves, Passeriformes, Tyrannidae.
CCGAGGGUGCCGCGCCCGCCCGGGGCGCCGCCGGGGCGGGAGAAAGGUUUAAACUCUGCAACCAAUGCUUUAGGAAAUGGAAGAUGCGAGUGAUAGUCACUCUGAAGUUCCAUCGGAAGGGUCAGGUGCAGAGCAACCGCCUGCAUCCUCACAGGGAAAAGCAGUCGGAGAGGCUGAGAAUGGGGAUGUAGCAGAGAAGCCUCUGCUUCCAGAAUCUUCAGGCAUUGAACAGUCAGAGGAGGGCUGCGAGCAGAUGUCUCCUCGGGAGCAGUCAGUUUUGGAGGAACAGGAGCAGUCAAGUUUAGCGCAGUGGGAACAACCUGAAGAAGUGUGGAGGGAAGAACAAACUUCUCAAAACUCAGCACUACGAGAGAAUACAGCAAGUGGGACAAUGACAGAAAGCAUGAUUGAGGAUAAUAAAACACUUAGGAGGACUGGGCCUAACUUUGAGAAAACUGUGCAGUCUGAGAAUCAGCAACAUUUUCCUGGGCAAGUCAUUCAACAGGAUUACCACAUGCCUGAUGUCAUAACUGUCAGAGUACACACAGAUUCUGAUUCAUUCCAAGAAGUAGUUGUAAAAAUUGAAAGACCUACCAAUAAUAAACCUUUUCUGGGUGGAUUUAGGAACAUAAGAACAGGAGUGGAAUUUCAUAAUGCAGGAUCACAAACAAGAUGCAUAAAACGACCUAACAAAGGAACUCAGUCAUUUUGUAGGGAAACACAGACGGUUUGGGAAAAAAAUAAACCGCAACAAACAAGAAAUACGGCAUCAACACAGAUGACUAAAAUUGGUCUUUAUGUGUCAAACAUGACUGAUAAACUAAUAAGUCCUGGAAAGUAUUUUACAGCAGAAGAAUAUCAUAAACGUAGACUUGAAGCGGUAAUAGUAUUGCAGAAAUAUUUCCGUCGUUGGCAUGCGAUAAAUGUAGUACAAAAUCUGAGGGAACAGAAGAAGUUAAGGCUGGCAUGGGAGGCACAGGAAGAAUUACGGAAAAAAAAGGAGAAAGAAGAGAAAUUUAGAAGGGAGUAUGAGCGAAAACUGAACCCCAGAACAAAAGAAGACUUUGAGCUACUGUAUCAUGACUUGGAAUUGUGGAUGCAGGAGGAGACUGAGCGGAUUAACAGAACUCUUACUGGAGCUGAAAGAAAGGCAGCGCUUUGUGCACUUCUGGAACAAGAGGCACAACUCAUUGCUUGCUUUGAGAGACACAAAUUAAAUGCCAAUGAGGAGAAUCAACACAAAGCAGUACUGCACCUUCUGGAUAAGUGUGCACAACCUAAGAGAUGGAAAGCAUUUGAUGGAAAAAUCACUGAAAUGGACACACAGGAUACACUCCGUGCCAGAGAACUACUUGAAAUCUACCGCAGCAUUAGCGCAAAAGACAUCCCAAAAGAUGAGAGAACAGAUGUGCUUUUAACACUCAGAUGUACAGUGAAGGAACAUGAAUGUAAAUUAACACAGGAAAUAGUGGAACUAAUUGACAGAGAAGUUGAUCUUAUAUCAAGAGAGGUGAAAGAAUGCAACUUAGAAGGACUGAGGAAAAGAAUUUGUACAUUGUUUCUUCAGUAUAUUAAAAUUCCAAAGGUUAACCCUCGCGUUGUUGGGUUACUUAAGGUUCCACAAGAUCCUUUAAAGCUUUAUAAAAAUGUUUACUUCUGCCAUAGCUGUGAAAAUUACUUACCAUCUACUGAGUUUGUUAUUCCUGCUAAUUCCCACACCAUUGGCAGAUGUCGCUCAUGUUACAAGCUUGAUAAUGAGGCUCGGCAACGAGAAUCAUAUUUGAAGUACAGACUUAUACUAGAAAAUCUCAGGAAAUCUGAAGCUGAUUAUCAAGAUGACAGUAAAAUUGUUUUCUUAGUUCAGCUUCCAGAUCUGCAGUACAUGAUUGAGAACAUAUGGAACUGUCAGUCAGCUCUCAGUGCUUGGGGUGAACUGUAUGAUUUGGUUAUGGUCAGAUGGGAUAAGCAGCGUGAGUGGUCUCCAUGGAACACUAUUCUCCUCACUAAAGAAGAGGCAGAUGUACAUCUUAAGCUGUGUAAUCUUCAGGAGGCUUAUGAAGCUGCAUUUAUUUUCAGAAUAAAACAGAAGCAUAUCCGGGCAAAAAACUACUUUUCUCAGAUUCCAGGGAUGUCAUCAUUUUUGCCUGGGAGUGACAAUCAGGCUAAUGCAAGUUCAUAAAAAACCCAUAAUUCUUCGAUGAAGUUUACAGAAGUUAAAGAAGUUCACUAAAUUAUUAAUACCAUUUCCUAGAUUUUAAAGAAAUACACAUUUUCAUCAAUACUUUGAUUGUAUUACACUGCGCAAAAUAAACUUCUGAGGAUAAAAUAAUUUGAUCUGGAUCAGUUAAUAUAACUGCAUCUCAAGUUUCGUAACCGCAUUAUUUAAAAAGUGAAAUGUUAUUAAUGAGCUUUGUAAAUUCUAAAUUUUUAGAGCAAUGAUUCUUUUUCUGUGUAUGCCUGCAUUGCUUGGAACAUUCUGUCUGUAGUGGAAUAUACCUGCUGGGCAAAUUAUUUUAAUUCUUUGUCAGUCUUUAAUUAGAAAAAUAAUACUGUAACAUUGUAUUAAAUUUAU